Messenger RNA from Poecilia reticulata (guppy), 785 nucleotides. NCBI's taxonomy places the organism in Eukaryota, Metazoa, Chordata, Actinopteri, Cyprinodontiformes, Poeciliidae. The record is from the annotation of a RefSeq genome assembly.
AUGGCCCAUCAAGCACAUGCAUAUCAUAUAGUAGACCCAAGCCCCUGACCCCUAACAGGAGCAGUAGCCGCCCUUCUUAUGACAUCUGGCCUAGCGAUCUGAAUACACUUUCACACCACAACCUUAAUAUCGCUUGGCCUAGUUCUUCUUCUACUCACAAUAUACCAAUGAUGACGAGAUAUUAUUCGAGAAGGAACAUUUCAAGGUCAUCACACCCCCCCAGUUCAAAAAGGCUUACGAUAUGGAAUAAUUCUUUUUAUUACUUCCGAAGUUUUCUUCUUCCUAGGAUUUUUCUGAGCAUUUUACCACUCAAGUCUAGCCCCAACCCCUGAACUAGGAGGCUGCUGACCCCCAACUGGAAUUACCACACUUAAUCCAUUUGAAGUACCCCUUUUAAAUACAGCUGUACUUUUAGCCUCUGGCGUUACAGUCACUUGAGCCCACCAUAGCAUUAUAGAAGGUCAACGAAAACAAGCCAUUCAAUCACUCACCCUUACUAUCCUUCUAGGGUUUUACUUUACAGCCCUACAAGCAAUAGAAUAUUAUGAAGCCCCAUUUACAAUUGCAGACGGAGUUUACGGCUCAACUUUCUUUGUUGCAACGGGAUUCCACGGCUUACAUGUCAUUAUUGGAUCAACCUUUUUAGCAAUUUGCCUACUACGACAAGCACAAUAUCAUUUCACAUCAGACCACCACUUUGGCUUCGAAGCCGCUGCCUGAUACUGACACUUUGUUGAUGUCGUAUGACUCUUCCUUUACAUCUCUAUUUACUGAUGAGGCUCCUA